AUGUCAGCCAGCGACAGAGGAUCUCGACCACCCAGUAAUAUCGGUCGCGCACGCUCACCUCUAGGAGGUCACCAGCCAUUGGUCCCGACAAGUGCUCAUUCAGUUUUCCAAACUCCCGGCAUUUCACGUGCGCCAUCGGACGAUGGUUCCUUUGACGAGCCUAUAACUGCUGGUGUGCGUCGCAAAAGGGUGGAUUCUACUGGUCAGGGUUACUCGGCAACUCUUACACCUCGCAGCACAAAACGACUCAAAGUCUACGCAAACAAAGUUGCAGAGGAGGUUGGUGUUCCAAACACCAGUCUACAUGAGUUCAUUGAUUGUGGAGGGAUAUACCAGAUGCUCAUCAGGAUUGCAGCCCUUGUGCUCAAGAAUGACGUUGACGAGAAACUGAAAUUGCUCGCUAAUCUGAAAGAGUUACUGAACUCUAAGGAUUUCAAGUCUGCACUUCAAAACCGUCUGACCGCGUGCAUGCUUUCGCCCAACCUCACUGCGUAUGUGACAGACACACACCCACAGAUCUUGAAAUUUAUCAAGGAGCACCAAGAAGUAUUCAAGGUUCCAGAGGCACUGUUCGAGGACGUGCAGCUCAGCACACUUUUUGCCAAGAUUGUCAGCGACUCUCUCUCUACAAUCCGUGGCAACAUGAAAUCUAAGUUGACUGUGUCUAUUGCUAAGCGCACUAGUAUCACAGACAUCGCAAGGUCCCUCGCUCAUGGCUGUAUUGAGGUUGAUGCGGCUCAUUGGAACAGGCUCGCAUUUUUGCGGCGCUGCUUGCGUGUCUACCUAAUCGGCAUCGGCGACUAUAAGAUUGUCUCCCUGAAGUCUCUUUACUCCCCCCUGCUUAUACCUUCUCUCCCAAAGGAAAUCCGCGAAAAAAUUGGACCGCAGCUUGGCAUUGAUAUCGACGAGAUAGAGCAAAGCAUGCUCGCUUCAGAAGAGGACGGCGACAGCACUGGCCCCUUGCCAGACAUCACUGCCGAUGCAGAUGAAGCCGGUGAUAGCCAUGGCGAGAAUGAGAACGUUGACGUGGAUGUGGAUUACGACAGAGACGACAGAGACUUUGAGCUCGAUGCGGGCGACACUGGGGACGUUGACAGGGAUGGUUCGGUUGUCGAGGAGAAAUCUGACCUCUACACAGUGGGAAAAUUUUGGAAUUUCGUCGACUCCUCACUCACAAGCGCCCGCAACGCUGCGAAGGAGCAAGCGAUGCAAGACAAUGGUUCAUCGUAUGAGAAAGCAUAUAGCAACAUCCUUGUGCAAUAUCUACAGCAGGAUCUUUCCGAUUUUCCUGGAAAUACCAAAGUUCCAGUGCUCCUGUCCACCAACCGCCCCCAGUGGCAAUUGACUAUUCAGAACCACCUUCUUUGGAACCACGUUUAA
Suillus clintonianus is the source of this 1380-nucleotide messenger RNA. RefSeq lists its product as uncharacterized. The record is from RefSeq and is a predicted model, not a curated record. The coding region runs from base 1 to 1380 and encodes 459 amino acids. NCBI's taxonomy places the organism in Eukaryota, Fungi, Basidiomycota, Agaricomycetes, Boletales, Suillaceae. The transcript is spliced from 7 exons.